This is a messenger RNA of Malassezia vespertilionis, 726 nucleotides long. RefSeq lists its product as uncharacterized. Bases 1 to 726 code for a protein of 241 amino acids. The record is from RefSeq and is a predicted model, not a curated record. The transcript has a single exon. NCBI's taxonomy places the organism in Eukaryota, Fungi, Basidiomycota, Malasseziomycetes, Malasseziales, Malasseziaceae.
AUGCUUUCGCGUGGCCACCCGGAUGACAAGCUGGGUGAGCCGCUGAAUAUCAUUGUGUCGUCGCUGUCGUCGGAUGAUGUGCUGACCGCGGAGGGAUUUCUGCUCUGGGUGACUGCAUUGGGAUUCGGCGUUUCAUGCUUGGGCCAGGGCGAUGAUGACAGUUUUCAAUAUGCCAACCUCGGGAAAGGAAACGAAAAUGUAAAACAAGGGUCGCUGUCCGGCAACAAUGGCGUCUUGCGCUGGAAUUACGGGCUUCCUUCCGUCGGGACAUGUCGCGAAACGAUUGAAGGUGGCAAUCACAUGCGCUGGUUUAUGCAACGCACGAAAAAUGGCACGGCCAUUUUUCUCGCGUCUUCCUACGAAAAAGGACUGGACCAGCACCACACAAUUGAGCCAAAUGGCUACAACCGUGGUCGCGACGAUAUUGUUGGCAUUGCGACGCGACCUGAAGGUGUUGAAUGGAACGGGUUUAAAUACAACGCAAGCGCGGAAUGGAUCCCCGCCGGCCGCUUGCUCAAUGCCACAUCCGAAGGAAUCAACCACCCCGAUGUUGCGCCGCCGAAUGGCACAGCCAUCGAUGGGCGUGUAGCGCUGCUCAAGGUGAAUACACUGCAGAAAAAUAAUGACGAGAAACGCAGCAGCAGUUCAGGUAUGUCCAUCCAGCCGCAGCUGUGUGUGGCUGCGCUUCUUCUGCUCAUGACCACUGCUGUGUUCCUUGGAAUGUAG